This is a messenger RNA of Propithecus coquereli (Coquerel's sifaka), 679 nucleotides long. It is a transcript of the gene U2AF1L4, whose product is annotated as U2 small nuclear RNA auxiliary factor 1-like 4. Gene Ontology annotation, cellular component: spliceosomal complex; U2AF complex. The record is from RefSeq and is a predicted model, not a curated record. Gene Ontology annotation, molecular function: metal ion binding; pre-mRNA 3'-splice site binding. The transcript is spliced from 6 exons. NCBI's taxonomy places the organism in Eukaryota, Metazoa, Chordata, Mammalia, Primates, Indriidae. Gene Ontology annotation, biological process: mRNA splicing, via spliceosome. Bases 1 to 477 code for a protein of 158 amino acids.
AUGGCUGAAUAUUUAGCUUCGGUAUGCGGGACAGAGAACAAGGUUAACUGCUCAUUUUACUUUAAGAUCGGGACCUGCCGGCACGGGGACCGAUGCCCCCGGCUUCACAACAAACCGACCUUCAGCCAGGAGGUGUUCGCGGAACUGCAGGAGAAGUAUGGGGAGAUUGAAGAGAUGAAUGUGUGCGACAACCUGGGGGACCACCUCAUGGGCAAUGUCUAUGUCAAAUUCCGACGGGAGGAGGAUGCAGAGCGGGCAGUGGCCGAACUCAGUAAUCCCUGGUUGAAGGGGCAGGCUGUGCAUGCUGAGCUGUCUCCUGUCACUGACUUCCGGGAGUCAUGCUGUCGGCAGUAUGAGAUUGGGGAAUGUACCCGCGGUGCCUUCUGCAACUUCAUGCACCUGCAGCCCAUUUCCCAGAACCUCUGGCAACAGCUGUAUGGGCAGGAACCCAGCCGCAGGUCACCCCCGAGGUCCUAAACUGGCCACCAACCCCAAGAAAGGAACCAACGGCAUUCCCCAGAUCACCGUCAUGGUCGCUUCUGAGAUUCUGAAGGGAAAGCCCUUCAUUCCUGACAGGCACAGAUGUUCUGGCCAGGACCCUUCCUCAAAGCCCCCUUCACUCUCCAGCUCUACCAUCCCCAGGUUCCGGCUACAUGAUGUAGUCUGUUCAACAGAGACC